AUGUUUGGAUCGCUGGCCGAAAAGCUGUUUGGCCAAUCUCAGUACGCUAGAUAUGCAUUCACGGUAUCGUUGUGUCAAGCAAUUAUAGCGACAGUACUGGAGAGCUUUGUUUUUGUAACACAUACAAGGGCUGUGAAUCGAAUAUUUGAAAUUGAAAAAGAAGUAAGCGAUGAUCACGGUACACAUAAGGACUUUGCAGACAUAUACGCCCAAGCAAAGAGCAUGUCAAUAUAUCAUAUUCUAUUUAUCGUCAGUCAAUUCUUCCAGCUAGGGUUAUGUUAUGAUGCGCUUUAUCAUCAAAAUACAAUUCAACUUGUCGCGCUAAGCAUAUUCAUAUUUGCUGGCUUUUCUUUCUCCGCAAUCCAAGUGUACCAAUCGACUUCCUUAAUUUCUACCAAUGGAACUCCGCAUGCUAUCCAAGCGAUUUUGAUACGACCAGGUUACCUUCCCAAAGAUGCUGUCCCUUUUGAAGUUGCCAUUAUUGUAGUGAUGUUUAUUUCUUCGAUAAGCUUCGUUUACUUGUCUUAUAAAUUGUAUCAAGAAUUUGGUUGGUCAAUAUAUAAAAAGAUUGGAGCUGACAUGGAAAUGAGAGCUUUGGUUGUUAUCCUGGAGGCAUUAAGUGACCUUUAUCUUCACAUAGUACUGUCAGUGUUAACAUCGAUAGGAAUGCUAAUAGUGGGGUUUUUGGGGGUCAAAUCAGAGAAAAAGGUCUACAUGUAUCUGUUCAUGGUAGGAAUUUGUGCGGCAGAAGGUUAUAUUAUAGCAAAGAUAGUGAAUGUGACGGAGAAUCCAAAUAAUAAAUAUCGUGGCACAAAAAAUUUUGUCACAUUUUUUCUUUGUGUCUGCUUGGUCCUUGGCGUGAUAACCUUUAUUAUAUCAUUCCUUUGCUUAAGGAACUUUGACAAAGGAUUGAAAUUUCAUCUCUCACGUAGCACGAGCCUUACAUCAAAAACAAAUGGACCAAACUUGGAUGAAAAUGAUGUUGAAUAUAGCCUUGAAACUGUAAAUCGAACCACACAAAGGUGGUCCAUUGAUUAA
Molecule: messenger RNA, 1038 nt
Organism: Funneliformis caledonium
Lineage: Eukaryota; Fungi; Glomeromycota; Glomeromycetes; Glomerales; Glomeraceae
Source: the annotation of a GenBank genome assembly